AUGCCUGGCUCCGGUUCGUGUCGGCGAGGGCUUUGGGAGGUGGCCAGGAUGCUCACGCCGGGCAGCUACUCGAAUAUACUCCUGGUCUUCAUCCCCUUGGGAAUAGCCUAUGGUAUCAAAAAUGAAACCCCGGAGCUCAUAUUCUGGUUCAACUUCCUCGCCAUCAUCCCGCUGUCGAAGUUGAACCUUCGCAAAAUCCGCCAGCUGUCGGCCGUGUUGGGUCCUAUGAGUGGUGGUUGUCUACAUGCGAUCCUUGACAAUGCACCUUUGUUACUCGUCGGCAUUGCUGCCAUUCAGCACGGCGCGGCUCAUAUAGCACAGUCCUGCAUCAUGGGCAGUGUUCUGGCCAAUCUUCUUCUCGUUGUGGGGUGGUGCUUCCUGGUCGGCAGCAUUCGUCACCGAGAAUUGAUAUUCAGUACGACUUUCGCAUCGACGGCAUCUUCUCUCAUGAUGGUCGCCUCCACGUCCCUCGUCGUCCCCUCUGCGAUAUCCGAAGUUCAUUGCUCGGUUGACCCAGAUUGUAAAGACAAAUUGGUGCGAAUGUCGCAUUCCGUCUCUCUGGCCCUUCUGUUCCUGUUCGUUGUGUACCAGCACUAUCGAUGGAGGUCUCACCGACAACUAUUCGUGGAAGCUGCGUCGCCUGAACUGGUUGACGGGUCUACUAUGAGUCGAGUAUUCCUAGGCAUUGUCGAGGCAUUGCUUCUCAUCACCGUCUUGGGCAUGGCGUCGCUAUCAUCCUUCUUCCUCAUGCGCACCAUGAGCUCAGUCACGGACUCGGAUUUUCUCAGUAAACGAGUAGUGAGCUUCGUCCUCUUACCCUUGGCUACCGAUGGGCCAGCUCGGAUCGAAGCGGUCGCAGCUGCGUACAACAAUCACAUGACAACUGCCCUCGAGUUCGCCAUCGGACGAAGCAUGAAUGUGGCUCUGUUCAUCACGCCGGCAUUGGUGCUCUUCUCGUGGGCCGCUCAGUCUAGCUAUCCCAUGACAUUGCAUUUCCCGACUCUGGAGACGAUUUCCAUCUUCCUGGGGUCGUUAUUAGUUGCUGAACUCUGUCGAGACGGCAAAAGUGAUUAUCUGGAGGGGGCAAUGUGCCUCGUCACGUCAGUCAUCUGCCAAGUAGUGCCUAUCCUUGAGGCUGCAACUUACCUUGUGCAUAGGUAUGUGAUACUAUCCUUCUCUUUCUAG
Molecule: messenger RNA, 1185 nt
Organism: Trichoderma reesei QM6a
Lineage: Eukaryota; Fungi; Ascomycota; Sordariomycetes; Hypocreales; Hypocreaceae
Product: Ca2+ transporter
Exons: 3
Coding region: 1-1185 (394 amino acids)
Biological process (GO): intracellular calcium ion homeostasis; calcium ion transmembrane transport
Cellular component (GO): fungal-type vacuole membrane
Molecular function (GO): calcium:proton antiporter activity
Source: RefSeq, a predicted model, not a curated record